UCCCCGCGGUGUCCCGGCCCGGCCCCCCCGCGGCCUGGCCCUCUCCGGACGCCUCUCUCCGCUUCUUGCAGCUCCCCGCCGCCGCAGCCAUGGCCGACGAGCUGGACUUCACCACGGGCGACGCGGGCGCCUCCUCCACCUACCCCAUGCAGUGCUCGGCGCUGCGCAAGAACGGCUUCGUGGUGCUCAAGGGGCGCCCCUGCAAGAUCGUCGAGAUGUCCACCUCCAAGACGGGCAAGCACGGCCACGCCAAGGUCCACUUGGUUGGUAUCGAUAUCUUCACUGGUAAAAAAUAUGAAGAUAUUUGCCCUUCAACUCAUAACAUGGAUGUUCCAAAUAUCAAGAGGAAUGAUUAUCAACUCAUUGGUAUUCAGGAUGGAUAUCUCUCCCUGCUGACAGAAAGUGGUGAAGUUCGUGAGGAUCUAAAGUUACCAGAAGGUGAUCUUGGCAAAGAAAUAGAAGGAAAAUUCAAUGCCAGUGAAGAUGUGCAGAUAUCUGUCAUAAGUGCAAUGAAUGAAGAAUGUGCUGUAGCCAUAAAGCCUUGCAAAUAAAGAGGAUCUCCAGGCUCGGGCAGCUGCUCAGGUCUGGACAAAUCACAGAUCUUUAAAUUUUGUUCUGAUUGUCACCAAAGCUCUGGCCUUCACAAGCAACCUCAUUUCUUUUUUGAAUUGUUAAAAAGCAGUGCUGGAUUCUGGAUUAGUGUUGCAGGCUAACUGGCAGUUUUCAAAAUCACUGAGAUUUUAAUUCCUUAAUUGUAACUAUUUUAACAUUCCUGUGGGUUUCAGCUAUGGAUCUGAGAAACCAAUCAGGUGUUAUUAGUGGAUAUAUUUUUAUUUGCUUGAGCAAAACAGUGUUUGUCUGUAUGAACAGACAAAAUACAGUAUUCAGGGGCUUUUAGAUAAGCUAGUAGGUAUCUAGGAUUAUAAAGUGACCUAGAGCACAAAUAGUAUUUUUCUUGGCAUAUUUACGUAGAACUGACAAUAAAAGUAGGGUUUUUUCUCUUUUUUGUUCUUUUUUUUUCUUUUUUUUUUUUUUUUAAAGAAGCUUACGUAUUUUGUGAAUUGGGACUCUUGCAGAACUGUAGGUGCCAAUCACAAGUUUUAGACCAAGAAACUCAAGUGAUCAAAAACGCCAGCUGGCUUGACAAAGCCCCUGUGGCCAUGUGCAACUUAACUGUAUUACCUCUGUACUCUUCUUUGCCAAUUUUUGGCUUAUUGUAAUGUUAAAAUGGUGUCAAAGCCUACCUUUGGUUUAGGCAGGCAUUGGAGUAUUGGGUAGAUGCGAUAUAGGUAGGUUAAGGGGAUACAAAGGUGAGAUGGAUGUUAAAGCUAUAGACUUUCACUCGAGGCCUUUGUCAGACUUGAAAAAUAAAAACAGAAAAAUGCAGUUCAAUUGCUUUCCUCUAUUGUAUUUAUCUGAAACUAUAAAAGGGUGACAAACUCCAUGGGAAUCUGUUGCAGUGCUUCCAGCUCUAGGUUUUAAUCUUCAGGUUGAGACCAUUUUUGUAGCACAAGGUUUUUCAAAAAGUGGGGCAUAUUGUAGCAUUGAGCCUAAACUAAAUGCAUGUGAUUCUUUUUGAAAGUAGAUCUAUAGUAUUGUCAAGACAAAGACUUGACAGACAAUACAGAACAACCAUAGCUGACUUACAGAAGUAAGUGCUCCAUAGUUUAGAAAGCUGGCUGCUAUCCAUAGAAGUUUCUCAAGUCAUUAAAACACAUAUGCAUGCCUCUAACUUGUUAGCAGCUUAGCAGGCAAAGGAAGCUUUACAGAACUAGUUGCAGAAGGAUAACUAGUCUACUCCUGUUUUUGUUGCUCCACUUGAUAGUUAGUGUCCCUUAAUAAGGGAGGAACUCCUUUGCCCGUGGCUUAAACCUCUCUUCACAGUUCAUAAACUGAAUUGUUUUGUAAACUUGCCUUAAGCUUCAGUAGCUAUUGGCUAAUUGAGGACAACCUGUGAGCGGUUGGCGUGMUGCCCUGGACAGCGUGCACUGUUUGUGCUCUUUCGGCAGCAAGAGUGAGACUUCACGUUGCUGUUAACUACUUAAAAUGUUUGGAGCUUAAUACUAUGUACUCYUUAAUUCCCAAAGGGCUCACAGCCACUCUCCUGAUGUGCCCUUGUACCUGUCCUUGUACCUGCCAUGUUGGGGCUUAGCAAAUCUUGGAGGUCUAGUAGAGGUGGCAAAAACAUGCAUUUUCCAUAGCCUUCUUGUGGCAGGGAGAGGAGCACAAUGAAGGUAAAGACAGCAAUAAAUCUCCUCCGGUAAGGAAGCGCAGUUCCCUGUGAAAGCUGGCAGGUGGAGGAUAGUGCUGCAUGCUCUCGCCCAGCACAGUCAGUGUUGUAGGUGAGCUCUACAAAUAGCAUCUUGACUGAAAUGACAAAACUGCUUUUAAAAAAGCCAUAGACGCAAGAGAUUGAAAUGCAUUCAGAAUAGCUAGAAGUGCCUGCUUAGUAGUCUAAUCUGCAGUAUAUGCUCUUUCUGGCCUCUCCGUCAUACUGAUAGCUGAAAGAGGCCUUGUUUGGUUUAGAGAUACYGAAACCAUUACUAAUGGUGUUAAUGAUGUCCAGUGGGAAGUCGUAGGCCACUGCUUCAAACUUAACAAAAGUUCUAGAUGCUAUCACUGUAUUCAGAAUACUUCUAAAAUGCUUGAAAAUGGUAAGAUUUGUAUUUAUCCUUACAAGAGUGCUUUCAUCCACUCUUGUGUGACUGUCCUUCAGAACAUGUGUUACAAGCUAGGGAUUUGAUGCCACGGGCCCACAAUCUUAAGCAUUUAUUUGGACUAAGUUCUUUGGGACAAGGGCUGGUGUUUUCUUUUUGGUUGGUUGUUUUUUUUUCUAAUUUCUGCAGUAGGUCCUGAUCUGCCUGAUAUUUUCAGGUACUACCGCAAUCUAAAGAUACAGUUUUGGUGAGCUCCAGUUUAUUGGAAUAGCCCUUCCUGGGACUUAAAGAUGUCCUUCUAUUCCUACCUUCAGUUCUGCAAGAUUUAGAUGGUUCAGUACUUCAGUAGAGGUUUGUGCUAUUUAUAUACUUGUCUUUUGUGAAGCACUUCAAAUGCUGUGGAAGUGCAGAGCAUCRGCUCAUCAUGCAUGAAGCUUCCCACAGGUAAAGCUUGUGGUUUAGCAUGAGUCUUAAGCAUAAUCUCCAAGUUUCAGUAAGAAGUUGCUCCUAAAUUAGAGGAAAUAUUUCAGCCAUUUCUUUCAAAGUAGGACAUUUCAGUUUACUGUCAGAAUCAUUUGCAACAAAAUUUUGUUUGUGAUCAGUAGUCCAUUAUGAGUGCGUAUUUAAGAUCCCUGUCAAACAUUUAGUGAAGUUCUGCUCUCAGAGCUUUACAUUAAAACAAAUCUUAUCCAUCUACAUGUUUUGUAGCACUAUUUUAAUACUUUAAGCUGUGUCAGAAACAAAAACUACAAAAUUCUAGUAGCUGAUGCAAUUGCUUAAUAUAAAGGCUGUGAAAACUAAGAGGUGAAGAAAAGUAUUUCUGCUCCUAAUAAUGUUUUUUUCUUUAUGACUCCAAUUCAGUGAGUUUGUUAUUACUGUACAGAAUUAAGAAGACUGCAGUGUUUCCUGCCUCAAAUGUUGGCAAAUAAUAUUUCAUGAUUUCAACAGAUC
This is a messenger RNA of Nothoprocta perdicaria, 3608 nucleotides long. It is a transcript of the gene EIF5A2, whose product is annotated as eukaryotic translation initiation factor 5A2. The coding region runs from base 90 to 551 and encodes 153 amino acids. The record is from RefSeq and is a predicted model, not a curated record. Gene Ontology annotation, biological process: positive regulation of translational termination; positive regulation of translational elongation. Lineage: Eukaryota; Metazoa; Chordata; Aves; Tinamiformes; Tinamidae. Gene Ontology annotation, molecular function: ribosome binding; RNA binding; translation elongation factor activity. The transcript is spliced from 4 exons.